AUGUACCCGGGGACACGACUAAGAGGAGGUCCAAGAGGUUUAUCGGAUCACUGCCCGUUGAUUAUGGAGGAGAGCAGAACAUUUGAUGGCCCAAGACCUUUUAAAAGCCUGGACUCGUGGUUCACGCAUGAAGACUUUCUAAGGAUGGUGAAGGAAGAAUGGAGGGAGUUAGGUGAUAUACAAUUCCUAGACAAGAUGAAAGCGCUGUCAGUUCCAGUUCGGAGAUGGCACAAGCAGCAUUUUGGGAAUAUAAUUGAGAGGAUAAGAAAGUUUGAAGAAGAGAUCAAGAAGGUGGAUGAUAUGGUGAGUAGUGGAUCGUAUGAUGGUAUAGUGGAGACAAGAAGAAGGGCGUUAGUGAGGUGCUAUGAGAAGUGGUACGUGAGACAGGAUAUCCACUGGAAACAAAUGUCGAGGGCUCAGCAUGCUAAAGAGAUGGAUAGGAAUACUAAAUAUUUUCACAAUAUUGCUUCGGCAAGAAGAAGAAAUAACAGAAUAGAGUCAUUGGUGAUUAAUGGAAGAGUAAUAAGGAAUCAGGCAAGAAUAAAUGUGGCGAUUCGAGACUUCUAUAAACGCCUUUACCAUCAGGAAACCUCCCCAGCAGUGAGCUUUAGAGAUGGCUUAGUAAACAGACUGGAGAGGGAGGAAGCUGAAGUCUUAGAGGUGAUGCCAUCAGUAAAGGAAGUGAAAAAUGCAGUAUGGGACUGUGAAUCUUCAAAAGCUCCAGGAAAGGAUGGGUACAACAUGAAUUUUAUUAAAAAGUGUUGGGGGAGAUUGGAUCGAAAUUCACCACAGCGGUGA
Messenger RNA from Arachis duranensis, 798 nucleotides. RefSeq lists its product as uncharacterized. The coding region runs from base 1 to 798 and encodes 265 amino acids. The transcript has a single exon. The record is from RefSeq and is a predicted model, not a curated record. Lineage: Eukaryota; Viridiplantae; Streptophyta; Magnoliopsida; Fabales; Fabaceae.